AUAUUCUGUUUCUGUUGUUUAUGUUUUGAUCGUAGCUCAAGAUCAUUUUUAGGGAGUGUAGGUGUCAAUGAUUGGAGUCAUGUGUCUGCAAUCCUCAAAGCACACGAAAAUGUUUCAAGUCACAUGUUGGCUUAUCAGUCAUGGAUAGAAACUGAAAAAAGACUUAAUUCUGGAAAAACAAUUGAUAGAGUAGAACAACUGUUAAUUGUGAAAGAAUCAGAGCGUUGGUCAAACGUUUUGAAUAGAUUGAUGAAUAUAAUUCUGUAUCUUGCAGAAAAUAAUAUAGCAUUUCGUGGUUCUUCGGAUAAAUUGUAUACCAAAAACAAUGGAAAAUACUUGGGUCUUAUUCAGUUAUUGGCAAAAUUUGAUCCUGUUAUGCAAGAACAUGUUGGUCGUAUUUUGAAAGAUGAACUGUCAGUUCAUUACUGUGUUAGUUGUUGGCAGAUUUUGAAUGACCAUGUAAUUUCUUUUACUCUAAAAAGACCUAGCGACACACGUUGGGAGGCUAAAAUUUCCAGUGUGAAAGCGGUUCGAUACCAAGUUGCAGAUAUUCAUGAUGCACUUAUUUCUCUUUCUGAAAAAGAGGAAAAACAUGACCAUGAAAUUGCACAUGAAGCAAUUACUUUAUCUUGUCAGCUGAAAGAUUUUAGUCAUCUUGUUUCGUUGGUGAUUUGGUACGAUAUACUUUUUCAAGUAAAUGUAGUCAGUAAAUCGAUGCAGAGUCAGAGUAUGGAUGUAAUAAAAACCGUGGAAUUAAUACACGGUUGUAUCAAGUUUUUGGAAGAAUAUAAAAAAAAUGGCUUUGAGAAUGCUAUAUCAAGUGCCAAAGAGCUUGCAAAAGUUCUUGAAGGUGUCCCUGAAUUUCAAGCAACAAAAAGAAUACGUUAUGUGAAACGACAUUUUGAUUAUGAGAGUAGAGAUGAUCAAAUUGCUACAACACCUAAGAAACAAUUUGAAGUUGAAUUUUUUAUUACAUUGCUUGACGUAGCUAUUAUGUCCGUUCGAGAGAGAUUUCAGCAACUUAAUCAGCAUGCUGAAACAUGGGGUUUCCUUUACAAGAUAACUGAAUUACCAAAUAGAGAGCAGCUUGAAAAGCACUGCAGUGAUCUCCAGCUUGCUCUGACUACUGGUGAGGAUGCAGAUAUUGAAGGUGGUCCUCUAUGUGAUGAACUGAUCAGUAUCCAGAAGUUUGUAGAAAACAUGGCAAUGCCAACUCCACUCAACAUACUGAAUUUUAUCAAAACAUCAAAGCUAGAAGAUCUAUAUACAAAUACAUGGGUUUCUUUGAGAAUCUUAUUAACAACACCAGUUUCUGUGGCUAGUGGAGAGAGAAGCUUCUCAAAAUUGAAAUUAAUAAAAACUUAUCUGCGAUCCUCUAUGUCUCAAGAAAUGUUGAGUUCGUUAGCAACCCUUUCGAUUGAAAAUGAUGUAUCUCAAAACAUAGAUUUUUCAGAAUUUAUCAAAAGUUUUGCUAAUAAAAAAAUCAAGAAAAGUCGUUUUUUCUUGAGGAUGAAUAUUUUCUAUAUAAUUUUUUUUUUUAACUCAAUAUUCCUAUAUUGGAUAAUCUUGAGUGUUGGAGUCUUUAAUGGAUCUAUGCCCAGAGCAGUCUCUUCUUUUUUUGUCUACUCAGGCUGUUGCCAUUGCAACACAAUUAGAAACAUGGACAUCUCUACCCAUGUCCCUUAUGGGGACUAUGUUUUACUAAAAAGUAUUAUUUUCCCCAAACUUUCCUAUCUUAUCCAGAUGCUACCAUACGCUUUGACGAAACCAGACAUCAGACACUGUGAGAAACUUUUUACCAAAUUUCUAUGGUCAGGCAAGAAACCUCGUGUGGCCCUGGCCAAACUUAAACUUCGCAAAAAACCUUAUUUAUAUUGGGACAUCCUCUCUGGAUUUGAAUCAAAGCUUUGGGCAUCGACUGUUAAGGCCUGGAAGAUGGAUAACCUCUCCCCUAUAUCACACAAACUACUGACAGAUAAUUUCUCUGCUAUCCUCAAAGUGCUCCACUCGACACAGCUUCAGGAGACACAUAUUAAAUUCACACAUAGAGACUACAUCACACCUGGCCAACGAAAACAUAUGGUUCCUGCUGAAUCUGGUCAUUGUCUAAAGUGUGGAAUGGUCUUUUCUUACACUGUUUCUGGAACUGCCCCAAGAUUAAAAAAUUCUGGUACAAAGUCUUAUGGUUUAUUAACUCAACAUUUCAUCUUAAACUAA
Messenger RNA from Pseudophryne corroboree (corroboree frog), 2217 nucleotides. RefSeq lists its product as uncharacterized. The coding region runs from base 124 to 2217 and encodes 697 amino acids. Gene Ontology annotation, molecular function: protein dimerization activity. NCBI's taxonomy places the organism in Eukaryota, Metazoa, Chordata, Amphibia, Anura, Myobatrachidae. The record is from RefSeq and is a predicted model, not a curated record. The transcript is spliced from 4 exons.